Messenger RNA from Pocillopora meandrina, 8774 nucleotides. Lineage: Eukaryota; Metazoa; Cnidaria; Anthozoa; Scleractinia; Pocilloporidae. The record is from the annotation of a GenBank genome assembly.
AUGGAAACAAACUACAGAUCGUUUAUUUUAAGGAUAGCAGAAAAUAUCACAAAAGAAAAGCUGGAACAAAUGAAAUACUUAUGCGUGGAUUUUAUUUCAGAAGGAAAACUUGAGACGAUCACUUCUCCCUUGCAACUCUUUAGAGAGCUUGAAAGGCUCAAAAUGAUGGACAUUGACAAUCUAUCAUUUUUAAGGGAACUUUUAGGGAACGUCACGUGUUUAGAGCUGGUAGGGAGACUAAACGACUUUAUUUUACGACGAAAACUCUGCCUAGAGGAACAAAGAAAACAGCUAAGAUAUGGCAAAGACCUCUGCGAUGCAGUAGUCAAAUGUUUAGUGAUGGGAGAAAGCAGAGGGGAUCAGCCUCUUAGUCGCACAGAAGCAUUGAAGACGUCGGGUGAGUGUCUUGUUUCUUGAGGCACGGAGUCAACAACCCCUCCCCCCGUCCCCCAAACCCAAACAGUCACGCACAAAUAUAGCAAUGGAUGCCAUGGAUCUACUCAAGUUCGCUAAUUGCUUGGAACCAGAAACCCAGAUAACCGAUCCAAGAUCUUGGAUCUUCCUGCUUAUUCCCACAACCACCUUCCCCUACAUUUUCUCAUCCAUGCAGUUAAGGUCUAACAGCCUAGAGUAAGUGUCAUGAAGAACAAUCAGUAAUUGGAUUGGUUGAUGAUAUAUCUUCGGUAUAUAGUUAAGUAGGAAAAAGGGGAAUGUUUGAACAAAAAAGACAGUUGAAGAAGUUCACAAAUCAUUUAAAAGUUCUGAAUUUGUCAUACAUGCAUUUCUCACACAUCUUUCAAAAUAAAAAGUAAAAUCUGGAGGAUAUGUUUAUUCUAGGCAGCCAGGCUCCAUUUAAGUGGGGCUGAAUGACAGAAAAUGGCACAGGGAAAGAGCAAUUAUUGGAUGAGGUUGAGCAUGACAUCAUUUAUUAACUACCAAACCAAGGUCUUGGUUAUCUCUCAAAGCUGAAGGUUAAGGCAGAUAACACUGACAUGAAUUUGGCAAUCCAUGAUAUCAUGCAAAAGCCAAAUUCAAUAAUUGUUUUAUAAUACAUUUUUCACACAACCUGCAAAAGAAGAAACCUCUCUGAAUUUGUAAAAGUUUGAGAACACUACAUGGACAGGGAGUUUAAUUAGGGCUGACUUUGAACUCAACCUGAUAACUGCAAUACCACCUGUAGAUUCUGGGUUCUCAUAUCAUCUUCACUGACACACUAUAGUAUAUUGAUAGAAUGCUCUUGACCAAUCAGAUUUUUCAUAGAAAGUCGAAAGCAUUAUUAUAAUAAUGUCAUUAAGCUCACAGAACUACACAGAACCCAACUGAAAAAUAACCCCAUUGUAAAAAGUUAUCACAACUGCUUUCUAAUGAUGGUAACUAUGGUUAUUUUUGACUUGAAACAAAUUUAUUGAAAACAUGAAAAGGAUCAUGCAGUGACUAAAGAGCAAUGACUGUAUUUAAUGGUGGGAUGAUCAUUUUUUUAGGUGGAAGGCAGGUGGAUGAAGAGGAGCUCAGGUUACAGAAUAGAUGUCCUUGUGUAGUUCAUCGUCCUCCAAAUGAAAGAGAGCCAAGAGGUAAACUGUAUUUGCCUUAAUACAUUGUCACUGUUUGCACUAGGGCUCAUGGAUCAGAAGUGACUUGGAUUUUUGCUUCUCUUCUGGGUGGGAUGUUACUUUUCUCAGAAGCGAGAUAGUACUUGAAAAAUAAAAGUAUACCUUUCAACCUACUGAAGACAGAAGAGAUCAAAUAACCUGUUUUAAAUUGAACAUGUUGGUUCUUAGGGUGGGAGAAAAACUGGAGGAGUUGGGGGAAUAACCUGUGAAGAAGGAUAAAAACCAUCAAUUAACCCAUAAGUUAGAUCAGAACUUACAAUUGCACCUAGUGCUGUGAGGGAAGGGGAUGAGACAGGCAUUCUUAAUGACUACACCAGGAAUGGCUCCAUUAUAUUUUCAGUUGAUGAAAAGUUAACAUAACACAGUGACCUAAUAGCUGAUCCAGGGUUACAACCAGGUCUCCUGGUUGAUCAGGGUCCAGUUGUUAGAAAAGCAGUUGUAACUAAUUGCCCAUUAAUUUCUCUUGUAUCAAUGCACACACCAGAGCACUGGCUAUUGCAUAUUUGAGUUUCAUUGAGGCAAAACAUAAGAAACGUAAGAAAUAAUCAAAGUAGAAUUUGUAGACUACCUACAUACUAGUACACCUAUUUCACAAAUUAAUCUUACUAUAUGCCUAGGUUAAAGUAAUAAUUUUUUUAACAACUCAGCCCUGGAGUCCAAUCCACAAGUGCUGAGGUCCAAAUUCUUACUGUAUCAUGUGGACUAAAAAUAAGUAAGAAUUUGUAACAAAUGGAAAGCAGAUGGUCCAAUUGAGACUAAUGCCAACAACUGACAAGUGGCUUCACUUUCAAAAAUUCAUUCCACAUAGAAAUUUCUCUUCAUGUUGCUGUUAAGUUGGCCUCAAAAGGUGCUUGGUUUGCUGGAACAUUCUUUAUCCUCAAGAGGUACAUAAAUGAUCCUGUGACUCUUGCUGGCUUGUUUGCAUCAGUGGUCCUUCCAUCAGGAGUAAUGAUAAAGUACCUUUGUGAAGGUUCUAUCAUUUGUGUGUUAGAAGCAACUCAUCUGCCAGGGCUACAGGAAUUGUGGCUAAAUUAUCAAAGUGGCAAGCUUCUAGAAGCUUUGGAAGAGGUUUUGAUCACAGAGGAACUAAAAGCACUAGCAGAUGGCAAAGAGAUAACAAUGAGUGUAACUCUAGAUGAGAAUAUUUACCGUGAAGUAUGUUUGGAACUCAUGGUUGUUAAACAAAAGGGUAAGGUUCCAGCUCAGGGGGUAAAUGGGAUUAAAGAAGAGUGGGACAAGGGAAAAUCGAUAGGAAAAAAGUAGUUGAAACCUCAAUUCUUGGGGUUCCUCAGAAUUAAACCAAUGAAAAGCCAUUAGCCAAAAUUACAAUCUCAAAAGACUUAUCUUUUUUCAAUUGUGACAUUAAGAGAAGUAAAGCCUCCAUAAGAUAACAAAUUCACAAGAUGUACUUUCAUGCCUGGAUAUAAUAAUAGACACCUGGUGUACAACAAGUCAAAUCAAAAGAAUAUAGCUAGCAAGGUAGUACUUGUUAACAGGUAUUUAGAAGAAUGUAUCACUUUGGUUAACCAACAUCAAUUUCAUGCAAUUUGCCUCUAACAGUUUGUCUACUGAAAAACCAAUCUCAACAGUGGCAGAUCCAGACCAUGAGCUAAGGUUUUUUGUCACUUGCCCUGCCAGCUUUUCUUCCUUCUGUGAUUCUUUUUUUUUAUUACACAAAAUAAGGGAGGGGCUAAGCCCCCCAGGCCCCUAGAUCUGUCACUGCUCAAUCAGGCUCUCAAAAAGCCUCACCUAUGAAUUUCAAAAAUGAAAAAGGAAAAAAAAAAAAAAAAAAGAAAAAUAAACUUUUCAUGACUUGGAUCCUGAAAAACCUCCUGGGAAAUUUCACUCAUCUAGAAAGUGUUCCCUAUUGCUAGUAUUUUGCAUCUUUCCACCUGCAACCUUUAUUGUAAAAAAAAAGAUUGAAAGUGGCCAAAUUAAAUUCUAUACUACAGUAUUAUUUGGUGAAUAUAUCUGUGGAAUUUUAUUAAUCUACUUGGUCAAUGAAUUUCACAGUUGAUCAAACUUUUGGAAAUGUUCAACAGAGACCACGCAGUUUAUCUGACAGUCAGAUUAAUUUCUUUCAAAAACCUUGGACCACCUCCCAAGAAAAGAGCUUGCACAUUUUGGCUAAAGCAGAGAGAUCACGACGCAAGAGGGCUGAAAAAAAAUUGGUGAACAUGCUUGCUUAUCAAUCUUUUGAAGCCGAUUUCCAGUCUGAGUUCAGUCUCUUAAUUGGUGAGAAAGGCCAAGAGACAGAUGGUGAUGAAAGUUCAUCAGUGACCAGCAGUACCACAGAAGGUUAGUUUUUCCUGCUACCAAAACUAAAUAACUACCAGCUGUUGAUCUCUAUUGGUCUAUAUUUACAGAACUUGCCUUUGUUUCAGUGGCAAGAAAGAACUACUGAGGAUGUAUGAUUAUUCUCCUUGGAUGGGAUACCACACCAUAAAAGGGUCACCUUUGGCCCCAUCCCCCCCCCCUUUCAGCAUAUUCAAGGCUUUCUUAACAUUUUGCCACUAUUUAUUUAAAUUUUUGGGUGAAGAGGCUAUGUGAGUAAAAGUGACUUGGCAAACUUCACAACACAGCUAUUGUGACCUAAAUGAAUGCUUUUACUAGAGAAGAUUUGCAUUCUUUAUUGUGUUAAGUAUGGCUACUUAAUUGAUUAAUUUACAGGUAGGCACCUAAGAAAAACCAAGUGCUCCACCUUGUAAAUAGUAUGGGGUUUUCUCUAAUACCAUCUCUGUACAUGUUUUAAUUUUUAUUAUACAGUUAUAUAACUGUAUAAUAAAAAUAAACACAUGUAUAUGGUGCAUCAUAUUUUAUUUAAAUUGCAAAUCAUAUACUGUAGUACACACAUUUGCUCUGACAAAGGGCCAACAAUCAAAAUGUCACCUACGAAACUCUUUGCAGUUUCUUUAGAAACUUAAUACAUGCACUGAUAAAAUUCCAGCACAACUUUGAUUUCAUUGCUUGUCAAGUAUACAAUUGACUUUUUGUAUGAACCACUCUUUAAUUGAUCAUCUUCACAGAGGAGCUCCUUGAUUUUGAAGAAGCAAAUAAUGAACUGUCUGACUUCUGGUCAUCCAUAAAAGGUGGUCCGAAAGAAAAGGUGCAACUGUAAUUGUUUACUUUCAAUUUCACAAGAGAGGCAUCCUUAUGAAUGUCCUUCACAUCACUUUCCUUCUUCCCCCUUCUUGUUAAGCUCUGUCUAUAUACAAGCAGAACUAUGACACUAUUGCUCUCUAGAACCUACAGUAAACUUUUUUUCAUUUUAAAAUACAUCUGCCAAACAAUAACUACAAUGAUACAACAGAGAUGUAUGAUAGAAUAACAAAAUCCACCUUAAAAAACAAUUUAAAAAGCAACAAGGUUACAGGUUCAACAGGUAAUUUGGUACAAACCUGUUUCAUACCCAGCUAGGUUGAUUGGUACCCAGUCAGUUGAGUCAUUUUGUACCCAAACUGUGAGUCAGAGUAUGCUUUACCUGUUAAGCACAUUUUAAGUAAUUUCAGUUUUCAUAGAACAUAUUUUGUUUAUGUGGCAUGCAUUUUUUUAAAUGUGACCACCAAAGGGAGACAAACAAAUACACAAACUAGUUGUUUCUGAUUCAAAGGUCACAAGUAUACAACUGAAUUUUGUUUGUCUCUAAUUCCCUUGACUCUACUGAAUUUUCAUAUGCAAUCAACAUCUGCUCACAUGCUUGCAUGUGAGGUGUUUUGAAUGAAUGUAUGUUGAGACUGGUACAAAUUGACCUGCGGUUUGGGUAUGAAAUGAUUUGAUACCCUACUAAAAUGCACAUUAACAUCUCUUAAUUAUUGAGCACUGUUUUUUAGGACUAAUGACAGAUUCUUUCACACCAUUCCAAAAAGACCCCUCUGCAACCGACCUAACUGUGCAAAAUAUGAUAAGAAAAAUAAAGGACUGAACAGCUUCUUGACUAACUUAUACUUAUUUUGACUUAUUUUAUUGUCUUACAGAAAGGGAUCCCAUAAUAUGGCAAAAAGAAAUAAUAAAAAUUACAUAGGUUUACAUGACAUUAUUAUGCUAAAAUCUGUUUUAUAUAGAGUUGGAAGGACUUUGAAGGUGCUGUCAAGGGAUCAUAUUCAGAAUACCUACAGCAUGAAGGAAUUGCCUUGUUAAAAUUUCUUAUGUAUGUCCUCAUGGGCAAAUAUGGUAAGGACUAGUCAGAGCUAUCUUAUAUAGAUACAAAGAAAUUCUGCAUAAGUAGUCAAUAAUAACACAGUUAGUUCAAAUAACUGUCACUUUAACUGCACCAUGCAAGAUAACCAAAACACCAAGAAAGAUUGAUUAACUGUCAACCUACCUAUCUACAAUAAUGCUGACAACAUACGUGUGCUAUGACAAAGUGAAAGUGCAGACAUUUCCCAAUAAAAAUGCCUAGCAUGUUGAGGACAUUUCUCAUUUAGUUGGGAAGGUCAAAAAAUGGUGCUGAUAAACAUUUUAGUUUUGAGAAGGUGAAAAUGUACAUGCCUGUCAAAAAAAAUCUAUUUUAAUAAAAUGUCAUUGAUAGUAACCUCCUCCUCAACCGAUCAAAAACCAGUUUUUUACAUGGUGGAAAUGGAGGAACCCCUUAGUGGGUUGCUAAGGUACUGCAGUUUACCAUGCACAAUGACUGAUUCCUAGCAUCCAUACACUCUACUGCAGUCAGUGCACCUAGGACCACAUCACAAUGGGACCCAUAAAUGGUACAGUACAAAGAGCUUGGUAACCAAGUUUGGUCACCAAAUCUCCCGACACUGCCUUAACCUGAUGCUAAAUUUAAGUUGUUGUACUUAAAAAAUGUUUAGAAAAAAAGGAAUCUGCACCUGUCUACCGCCAUAACUUCAUAAGACUCUCAGUGUGGUUUGGAUCUCCCAAUGAAGGAAUGCAAGGCUGCCUAAAGAAGGUAAAAGAAAGGAGUUACAAAUGCCAAUAAUAUUAAUAAGAGUAACGCAAAACCACAUAUUAAAUACUAUUCCUUCAACACAAUAUAAUGAUUACAGAAUUUACCUAGUACAUACAGCCAGUACAUCUCCACUGAUUGUAAUUUUUAAAUUCUACACUGCAGUAUAAUUACUUUGUGAUGACCUGAGAGCUUGACUUGUGACUGUUUGUAAAUUUUUUCAGCUAUAGAUAACUACACUCUAAUCACAUGUUACCAUUACAUAUUAGUUAACUCAUUCUUGAUAGUAUAUCAACUACAGAAAUGAUGACUGUGAUGACAAUUAAAACAUUUCAUUUACAGGUACAAUAAUCCUAUAAACACUAUCACGAGCAGCAUUGCAGAAGGAAAAAUUGUUAUGAUGAUGUGCAUGUAAUUAAUGUUGACCAUAUGCUUAAAAAAAAAAACAGACAAGAUUUGUGGAUCAAUAGAAGAAUAAAAACACAUUUUAUUUACUUUUCAAGGAAAAUGCCAAACCUUUAAAAGUUCCAAAAUACAGUGUAACUGUUACAAUUGCCCUCUAAAAAAUUUCAACCUUGCCCUGCCACAAUUUUGCUUAACUUCAUGAAGUACAGAUGAUGCCUCUUUUUAAAAAAAGCUCAAAGAGGAGUAUGCCAACAGCGCAACUAAGAGAUAUGACACUUAACUACAACUUUAACCUUUAGAUGCUCCAUCUGAUGAAGAACUCAGUUUCUGUUGAUGCUGAUGGUAAAAGAACAAGGUAAAUAUAGUUAAUAGUUAGUUUUACUGGUACCUUAAAUUAGUUUAGGUUUGGGUUACCAAACUUUUGCAUGAUUAUGACCCUCCCAACCCCCCAAAAAAAAAAAAAAAUUUUGGCCAAUUAGGCCAACAAAGGUGUAAAAUUCAGCAAGCACAUCAUGUGAACUAGAAAUUGUAAAAUCUUACUGGAUGAAAAUCACACAAACUGUUUCAUCUUCCUCAGCUGGUUUGCUGGAUAUAUGUCAGAAGAAGAGGCCAAAAAGAAACUGCAGAGUGAAAAAAGGGGAGCCUUCUUGGUCCGGUUCAAAUGUUACGGUCAACCAGGCUUUUUGCUGACCAAAAAGUCCCGUAAUGGUCUAAGUAUUGUUGACUUUCCAAUCGAGGUAAGUAACAUUAAAAAUGUUAGGUUUUCUUCAUGCUAAAAACAUGACUUCAGUAAAUUCUUUUGAAAAUCUUAACUUCUCACAAUUUUUAGGACUUCAUUUUGAGCUCUGGAUGAGGUCAGAGUUUUGUGUACUAAAAUGAUUAUCUGACAAGAUUACAGGGAAACCUGGUUACAUGCUGAGGGUAAACUGUAUACAAGAGGGAACAUUCUCUUCAGGGAGAGUAAAUGAUUCAAGCCUAUUGGUGUUGAAGAAAAUGUGGACACAUAGCAUGCAGGCCAUUUCUAAUCAAUUUCAGGCAUUGAAAUUGUUGGGCUGAAGAAAAUAAAACUUAAUGUAGAUGUAAUUUGCUCCUCUGUUUUUCUAUUUCAUUGGAUUCCAAUAUGAACUUCAGUAUCAUGGUAAUGUUAUCUUUUUUAAAAUCCUUCAAAUAGGUCGUUAGAGACACAGGAAAACUAUCAUUUAAUGAUCGAGAUUUCCCAGAUCUUCCCUCCUUGAUGACAGAGUUGAGGAAGUCAUGGAUGACAGACCUACAACCUUUUUAUUCUAUGGAAGGAUUUUGAAGAAACCCAACCCUAACAAAGUUUUAUCAAGGAGCCAGGUUCUAAAUAUAUUAUUAACUUUUCAUUCCCAACCUGUCGCAUCAUAUUAUGUAAUUUUCAAAACUAUACAUUACUGUAGUUCCUUUGACAGCUGAGAAUUUAUGUAAUUUCUGAUGUUUGACUGACAUGGGAACCAAUAUGUCAGAAAUUUUUAUUCUGAUGGCAUUUUGAAGUGGUUUGUGUGGCAUCAUGGAAGUUUUGGAUCAUGUAAGCAUUUUGCAGGAAAAUUAAGUCAUUCUAGGUCGGUAAGUCUUACGUUUGACCACUUUCUUUUUUAUAUUUCUUGUAAUUUUGGUAGUAAUUAAUACUGCAACCAGGUUAGUUUACCCGGUCCUCAGGGUAUUGUGCUGCAGCAUUUGAUGAGGAACACAUUUCCACUCAUUUUUUGGCCACAUUUAAUGAGUGGUUUUUAGUGGUUUUUUUAUAUCUGGUGCAGCACAGGUUCUUCAUGUAGAACCCCUAGUUUUAUUAUAACAUUGUAUCAGGAUCUGUAUACUAGAAGACUGACCAACUCAUCCUG